GCAGAGCUUCGUUCGUGAGCGGGAAACCAGACUAAUUUAUACCACUGUGGUGUAUUGUCGAAGAAAGCAUAAUGGCUAUAAAUUGGUUACUCUUGGUGAGCCGGCAAGGCAAAGUUCGAUUGACGAAAUGGUUCGUCACCAUCCCACCCAAAGAAAAAGCCAAAAUUGUUAAAGAUGCCACACAAAUGGUACUAGCAAGACGAGUAAAAAUGUGUAACUUUCUGGAAUAUAAAGACCAAAAGAUCGUUUAUCGAAGAUACGCAAGUUUGUUCUUUGUCGGUGGUAUCAAUCAAGAUGACAACGAACUUAUUACACUGGAAAUUAUACAUCGAUAUGUCGAGAUCUUGGAUCGCUAUUUUGGCAACGUAUGCGAGUUGGAUUUGAUCUUUAACUUUCAAAAGGCAUAUUUCAUUUUGGAUGAAUUACUGAUCGCCGGCGAACUUCAAGAAUCCAGCAAGAAAUCAGUCCUUCGCGUCAUCACUCAACAAGAUCAGUUUGAGGAACAGGAGGUGAAUGAACAAAAGUCAGGAUAAAGCCCCAACCCGGGGGGAAAACAGAUACAUGGAGAACAGCGCUAUACCAGAAGGAAAUAAACCGCGAAUCAUUUUAGUGUACUA
Messenger RNA from Zychaea mexicana, 617 nucleotides. RefSeq names its product AP-1 complex subunit sigma-1. The coding region runs from base 72 to 533 and encodes 153 amino acids. The record is from RefSeq and is a predicted model, not a curated record. Gene Ontology annotation, biological process: protein transport; vesicle-mediated transport. The transcript has 6 exons. Gene Ontology annotation, cellular component: AP-1 adaptor complex; intracellular membrane-bounded organelle. NCBI's taxonomy places the organism in Eukaryota, Fungi, Mucoromycota, Mucoromycetes, Mucorales, Lichtheimiaceae. Gene Ontology annotation, molecular function: clathrin-cargo adaptor activity.